This is a messenger RNA of Lodderomyces margitis, 1929 nucleotides long. RefSeq lists its product as uncharacterized. The record is from RefSeq and is a predicted model, not a curated record. Bases 1 to 1929 code for a protein of 642 amino acids. Lineage: Eukaryota; Fungi; Ascomycota; Pichiomycetes; Serinales; Debaryomycetaceae. The transcript has a single exon.
AUGGCGUACAAUAGAUCCAAUAAGAGCAAAUACAACAAGAAAAGGGGUCACUCAGCUACACCCAAGAGAGGCGCUAAAGUUGCAAAACCUCAAAAACAGCAAUACAGAAAGUAUUAUCAUCAACAACCAUCAAAAAGAUUUGUAUACGUCGAAGAGCCGGACAGUGAGGGAGAUGAAAGUGAAGACGUUGAAGUAGAAGAAGAAGAUGUUCCAGUGUACGGUUAUGAUGACGAAGAUGACGUAAGUGAAGAGUCUUCUUCAAGUGAAGAAGAUUCCGAAGGCGACUCCGACUCCGACUCCUCCUCAGAAGAAGAGGAAGAAGUAUACGACUUCGAACUUAGACCCCAAUACUAUGAUGAGGGAGGUAAUUCCGAAAAUGAUAUCGACUUUAUUGAUGCUAGCGAUGUUGAGUUGGAGUCAGAUGGUAAUGAGUAUUAUGUUGGUUUGGAUGACAAAUUGGUGAGUGCAGACGAUGUUGGAGUACCUGAAGUUCACGACUUGAAUGAUGAGAUUGUUGCUUACUACGAUGAUGAGGAAGUAAGCACAAGCAGCUCAGACUCAGACUCAGACUCAGACUCAGACUCGGACUCUGAAGAAGCCAGUGAUUCCGAGGACGAUGUUGAAGCAAUUGUACACCUUGUUGAGCAAGACGAGAGUUCUGAAAGUGAAGACUCAGAAAGUGACGAUGAAGUCAUCGGAUACUUGGUCGAUACCAAUAAGUUGAAUGAAAAAUUGCUCCUUGAAGGUAUUAGACAGGAAUUUGAGGAAAACUUGGUCAGUCCUGAUGAAUACGAGUCAAAUGACGAAGAUUCAGAAUUGGGUUCUGAGCCCGAAUACAUCGAGGUUGACAGUGACGAUUCCUCAGACGAAGAGGGAGCAACUGUUUACAAGAGUUUACCAUGCACUGAAUGCGACUGUGAAGAAGAUGAAGAUGAAGAGGAGGAUGACGAUGAUGAUGACUUGCAAGUAAUUAGAGACGAUGAUAACAAGUUUGAAGUUGUGGAUUUGUCUGAAGAUUUGGCCAACAGUCAAGACUACCAAUUGGAGGAGUUAGAUGACGGUUCAUACAAAUUGAAUGUCAGAUUCCCAUCAUUGGUUAGAGAUGAAUUAAAAAUUGAAUUUCUCAAGAAUGAAAACGAGUUGGUCAUUAAAGGAAAGUUGAAUUUCAAUGGUGCCGAAACUGAAGAUGAGGAUGAAGUUGCUGAUGUAACUGAAUUAACUCCAGCAGAGUUUAUCAGUUAUGCCUUGGAUGAAGAUGACGACGAAGAAGAUGAUGAAUAUGACUAUGCUGAUCCAGAGGAUGUUUCUGAAGAGGAGUACUCGGGGGAUGAAGAUUCUUUAGUAGCUAGUGGCAAGGAAAAAGCCAGAGCUGAGAAGGCCAAGAGAGAUUUUAUAUUGGCACAGAUUGAAGAAUUAGAGAAGCAAAAUGACUACAAUGAAGAAUCUGACGACGAUUACGAAUUUGGCAAUGAUGCUGAAGACACUGGUGACUUUGAAGGUUUGUAUGAAGACGAAGAGGAGGACUCAGAGGAGGACUCAGAAGAAGACUCAGAAGAAGACUCAGAAGAUGAUUCAGAGGAAUCGGAAUCUUCCGAAGAUGAAAAUGACGAUGUCGAAGACGAAGAGCUACAAGAAGAUGCAGAAGAUCUCAUUAACGAGUUUAAGAAUCAAGAAGUAUUCUUCGAAAAACAUUUUCAGUUUGACAAAGUAAUCAAAUUCAACAAAAUCAAGGCCAAGUUUGUUGGUGAUGAUGAAUUGGAAUUGAUAAUACCAAGCAAGGAUGUUACCGUUGAGGCUGACAAUUCUUUUGCCAUUACUGUUGAUCCAUCCGAUGACGAUGAAGAAAGCAGCACUACUGAGGAAAUAGAUGGAAAUGUUCCAGUAUUGCGUGAUUUGGAUGAGCUUUUGGAAGCUGUUGAAGCAGCUUAG